UUAUGCGCGGCUCCCGGCGCCGAGCGUGAACGUGACGCCGCGGCGCGGCUGGAGUCCCGCAGGGCCCAGGGUCCAGGUAGCGUCUUUCACCGGCUGCCUCGUCUGCUCGCCCGGGAACCCACGCGACCGAGUAGUCACGUCGCAGCUCGCCAGCACUUUGUCGGGCUGGGCCAGCGAGGCUGCUUUAUAACUGGCCGGGGCCGGAGCAUGCGCACAGGGGGCGGAGUCGGCCCUCCCGGCCACCGCCCCCUCCCCCCUACACUCACACCCGAACCGCAACUCGCGCCUCCACAGCUCUCAGGCGCGCGCCCGCUCACUCUCUCGCGCGCGCUGGCGCCCCCUCCCCGCCACGUGACCGGCGGCCCGACAGGACCCGAAAGCUGCGCCCCGCUAUGCAACGCCGACCGCGUUGCCGCACUGCUGUGGGGGACUCGCCCUUUCGGCCAGCCGUCGGAGGACCUCGGGGUGACCUACUCGCAUCUGGGACACCAACGUCGAUCUCGCCCUCAGUCUCUGCCAGAGAAAAGGGGGAAACCGCUAAGGACGGAUGGGGCGUGUCCCCCGGCUCCUGACUCAGAGCCUGGUCUGUAGCAUUUGGUGAAUGGUGGGUAUAAAGGCAGAAGUCGGGAGAGAAGAGCACGUCUGACGGUGGCGACACUGGUCCCAAGGGAGGGUCUGUGUGUCGGAAAUAUGAAGAAAUGAGACUGCAGAGAGGCCAACUUUUUAUGGACGCUGAGGAUUUGGGACAAAAUAUAAUUAUAGCUCACAGUUCUGAAGGGCCGAUUGUAUUCUUAGCAGUUCACCUGAACUAUCCUCACAACCCUAUGGUGUUGUUGAAGUGAUCAAAUUAAAUAAUCCUGGAGUGCUUC
Messenger RNA from Orcinus orca (killer whale), 869 nucleotides. Its product is annotated as synapsin-1-like. The record is from RefSeq and is a predicted model, not a curated record. The transcript has 2 exons. Lineage: Eukaryota; Metazoa; Chordata; Mammalia; Artiodactyla; Delphinidae. The coding region runs from base 208 to 591 and encodes 127 amino acids.